Purpureocillium lilacinum is the source of this 2421-nucleotide messenger RNA. RefSeq lists its product as uncharacterized. Gene Ontology annotation, cellular component: COG complex; Golgi apparatus. The record is from RefSeq and is a predicted model, not a curated record. Gene Ontology annotation, biological process: intra-Golgi vesicle-mediated transport. Lineage: Eukaryota; Fungi; Ascomycota; Sordariomycetes; Hypocreales; Ophiocordycipitaceae.
AUGGCCACCCCGAUCCCCGACGUCGCGACCCUGACGUCGUCAGCCCAGAUCUUCUCCUCGAACAAGACGCUGCCCCAGAUCCGCUCGAUACACAAGGCGCUCCAUGUGCAGAUCGAGGAAAAGUCGAGCCGCCUGCGCACGCAGGUCGGCGGCUCGUACCGCGAGCUCCUCGGCACGGCCGACACCAUCGUCCAGAUGCACGGCGACAACGACCGCGUCCAGGAGCUCCUAGGCAAGAUGGGCGGCCGCUGCGGGCGGACGGUCGUGGCGGCCAAGGCGACCGGCCUGUCCAAAUUCGUCGCCAACGAGCGCAACGAGGACAUGAGUAGGGCUGCGCGCCUCAAAUUGCUCAGCGGGUGCGGGCUUCUCGUCGGUCGAAUACUCAAGGGCCAAGCUGGCCUGGACGAACAUGCGAAGAGGGGAGACAGGCUCCUCCUGGCAGCGAAAGUCUGGGUGUUGAUUCGACUCCUGCUCAAGGGCUUCGAGGAAGAGACUGAGGGCGCUAGCGGGGGUCCCAAGCUCGACCUCGGAGGCGCCAUCAAGUCCCGAGACUCGCUUCGCCGACGGCUCAACAAUGCCAUCAAAAAGGUUCUGGAGAAUGCGAGCGACGAUGCGGAGAGGGAAGAUAUCCUCAAGGCGCUCUGCGCACACUGCCUUGUCGCCAGCUCCGGUGCGAGCGAUGCUCUGCGCUACUUUCUCUCCGUGCGAGCAGAGGCCAUGGCGUUGGCAUUCGACGUGGAGGAAGACGAACGGGCGACGACCACCGAAGAUGUCGUCCACAGCUUGAGGCUGUACACGAAGACGCUCCUAGACGUUCAGGCCCUCGUGCCAGCCAAGCUUUCACCAGUUCUGGCAAGCCUCAAAAGCCGGCCGCUCCUCGCGGAUCCCGCCCUGAAGCGACUCGAGGGCUUGCGCUUGGACUUAUAUCAACGAUGGUGCAGCGAGGAGAUACAGUACUUCACCCCUUUUGUUCGGCACGACGACCUCGAUGGAAAGCUAGCCAGAGAGCGGCUCACGAGCUGGGCGGCGAAGGGCGGUCAAGUUCUCCUCGAUGGCUUGAAGAAGACGCUGGAGCACAUGGCGGAUUUUAAGUCCAUCAUGGAGCUCCGGACAGAGGUGCUUCGGCUUUGGAUCCGCGACGGCGGCAGGACAAGAGGAUUCGACCCGUCGGAGAUGCAAGACGACCUGCGUGAUGCCAUCAACUCGCGCAUGUUGGCGGUACUGGAAAACAAGGUUACGAAGCUACGCUUGGUCGGGUCCGAAGUCCGAGCCACGCUCGAGGGAUGGCGAGAAGGCAUCACAGACAAGCAACAAGGGCUCUGGGACGAAAGCGGCUACGACGAGGCCCUCGCUACUGGCGCUGCGUCGUUUGUACAGGAGGUUACAUCGCGACUUUACGGCAGGAACGACGCGGUGUCCAAGGCGGCACAUUCCUACAGCAGCUGGUAUCACGUCAUUGACGAUGUCGAGGGCGUAGUUGAACUGCUAAGAAAGCAGCGCUGGGACAACGACUACGAUGAAAUCGAAGACGAAGAGACCAUCGAGGCAAGGCAGCAAGCACUAAGCAAAGACGAUCCGCGCCAGUUGCAGGAGAAGCUGGACGCAACUCUCGACAAGUCCUUUCAGGAGCUUCAGGAACAGCUGGGCAAGUUGUGGAAGGAAAAGGCGGACAGCACCACAAAUGGCGACAUUGCCAUGUACCUGGUGCGCGUUCUGCGGGACAUCCGCUCCCAGCUGCCGGACCGGCCGUCCAUCAAGAGCUUCGGGCUGUCAAUGGUCCCCGAACUCCACAGCAAGAUCGUUGGCAGCGUCUCCGCGCAGGCGCUGAACGAGUUCACGGCAACCUUUCUGUCGAGCAGACGAGUGCCCGGCAGAGGCCUCUGGGAGGGAGAGCCGGCGCUGCCCAUCCAGCCGUCUCCUGGGCUUUUCCAGUUCUUGCAGGAGCUUUCGCUGUCGAUGACCGAUGCGGGAGUCGACUUGUGGACCGCGGUGGCUGUUGUGACCAUGAAGAAGCACCUCUGCGGGAAGCUGUGCGAAUCGUGGCGCGAGGAACUGGCGACUUUGGCGAAGGAGUCGUCAGACCAACCUGAGCCGAAGAAGGACGAUGCUCAAGACGAGAAGACGGAGGAGAAGGGCUCGGAGGAGGUAUUGGGGCAGACGGAACCUCAGGACAAGGACCAAGGCACUGCGCCGUCUGGCGAGCGGAUUCGAGACGUCAGCACGCAGUGGCUCUUUGACAUUGCCUUCCUGAGCUGCUCCGUCGGCACGAUAUCAGGAAAACCUUCAGAGGACCUCAAAAAGGUCGAGGACGAGAUCUACGAGCUUUCAGGCGUAGCCGAUGAGUCGUCGCGCCAACGCGUCACCAAGGCAGCGCACGACUACUGGCACCGGACGAGCCUCUUGUUCGGGCUGCUGGCGUAG